AAAAAUCUUUAGUUCCAUCCGAAGAUUGAAAAUAGAAGAAAUCCCCAUUUCGCCUUUGUUAUUUGUAAAUAGAUAGAAAGAAGCAAUGUCAUAUAAAGUAAAUCAUCAAUACGAUUACUUGUUCAAGAUUGUAUUGAUAGGAGACUCGGGUGUCGGGAAAUCUAACAUACUCUCCAGAUACACCAGAAAUGAGUUUUGUUUGGAAUCCAAAUCCACCAUAGGUGUCGAAUUCGCAACAAAAACUCUCCAGGUGGAGGGGAAGACCGUGAAAGCCCAGAUAUGGGACACGGCGGGGCAAGAAAGGUACAGGGCGAUCACCAGCGCGUACUAUAGAGGAGCGGUGGGGGCACUUUUGGUAUACGACAUAACCAAACGGCAAACCUUCGAGAACGUUCACCGGUGGUUGCGCGAGCUCCGGGACCACGCCGACUCCAACAUCGUGAUCAUGAUGGCGGGGAACAAGACCGACCUGAACCACCUGCGGGCGGUGCCGGAGCAGGAAGGGCAGGGGGUGGCCGAGAAAGAAGGGCUGUCGUUCCUGGAAACCUCGGCCAUGGAAGCCGUCAACGUCGAGAAGGCGUUCCAGACAAUAUUAAUGGAUAUUUAUCAGAUAAUCAGCCGGAAAGCGCUGGCGGCGCAAGAUGAUGCGGCGGUUCCCGGUCAAGGAACUGCCAUUAAGGUUGGGGAGGUUAAUAAUAAUGCUGACUUGAACAAGAAACAAGGUUGUUGUUCUAACUGAUCGAUCUAAACGCACAUAUAUUCAUUUGUUGUUCAAAAUUGUAUUAAAGCCUGCAAUCGCUCCUUUGUGACUAUAGCUGGCAAAUUGUA
Molecule: messenger RNA, 828 nt
Organism: Ipomoea nil (Japanese morning glory)
Lineage: Eukaryota; Viridiplantae; Streptophyta; Magnoliopsida; Solanales; Convolvulaceae
Product: ras-related protein Rab2BV-like
Exons: 3
Coding region: 86-739 (217 amino acids)
Cellular component (GO): endosome
Molecular function (GO): GTP binding; GTPase activity
Source: RefSeq, a predicted model, not a curated record